Molecule: messenger RNA, 571 nt
Organism: Truncatella angustata
Lineage: Eukaryota; Fungi; Ascomycota; Sordariomycetes; Amphisphaeriales; Sporocadaceae
Exons: 1
Coding region: 110-502 (130 amino acids)
Source: RefSeq, a predicted model, not a curated record
AAUAUGGCCUACCUCUCGGUGUCUACCCACCUUGUUGCAGGACAUGGGAUGCAACGCUUCAUCGUGAGCUACAAGAACCUAGCAUGUGUCGUCCGCGAAAUCAGCGUAAAUGACCAAGGCAUAUCGCCCCAUCGAAUUUUUCGACCAGAUCUGGCAGCACGAGCAGUUCAGCCGCGAAGCCCUCUAUCCUGCCCACCAGAUCUGUCGCUGCACGCGAUUUGCUGAUGUUUAUGGUAGACCUGUGGGGAAAUCACUUCGUGGUACUGAGUAUUCGAAGGUCUGGAAAGAUUGUAUGGAAUGUGCUCCUGCAUCUAGUCAAACUGGUGCAGCAGAGGCUAUCAAAGGUCUGCAGAGCCGACCGUUGACCUCGAAAUUAUGGAAGUACGCAGAUGUCGAUACGAAGACAGCCAACUUAUCGAGGCCCACAAAUUUUACGAUGGAACCUAUAGUGGUGGAAAAAUGUCCAUCUAUUAUUAAACACAAAGCUUCAGUCUAUAUUUGAGCCCACUAGUCUCUCAUCCGGGUCAUAUUCCAUGUACCAAUAUUCGGUUGCGAAUCCUCAGUGCCUACG